Carcharodon carcharias (great white shark) is the source of this 357-nucleotide messenger RNA. RefSeq names its product interleukin-8-like. Gene Ontology annotation, biological process: chemokine-mediated signaling pathway; antimicrobial humoral immune response mediated by antimicrobial peptide; cellular response to lipopolysaccharide. Gene Ontology annotation, molecular function: chemokine activity; CXCR chemokine receptor binding. Gene Ontology annotation, cellular component: extracellular region. The transcript is spliced from 4 exons. Lineage: Eukaryota; Metazoa; Chordata; Chondrichthyes; Lamniformes; Lamnidae. The record is from RefSeq and is a predicted model, not a curated record. The coding region runs from base 1 to 357 and encodes 118 amino acids.
AUGAACAGCAAAGUUACUCUCUUCACCCUUACUCUCAUUGUACUUUAUGUGGCUUCCACAGAAGCUGCAUUAGUUGGAACAACAGGAAUGAGCCUGCACUGUCAGUGUAUCAAAACAACUUCAAAAUUCAUCCAUCCAAAGGCCAUGGAGAAUAUUGCCAUUAUUCCAAGCAGUCCUCACUGUGAAAAUGUAGAAAUUAGUGCCACUCUUCAGAAUACUAAUCAAUUUUGUCUGAAUCCCGAAUCUGCCUGGGUGAAAAAAAUUAUUAACAAGAUGAUCAGUCACUAUUCUACCAUUCACAUGUCCUCUAGAUACAUCUUCUGUUAUUUAACAUGUCCCAUUAGCCUUGCAAUGUGA